AUGGAUUCGUUAGACGGUGACGGUAAAGUGGUGAUCUUCAUAGGAAGAUGUAAAUGUUGUCUAAAUGAAGGAGACUUAAAAAAUUUGUGGACGCCGUAUAGGUUUGAAGAAGAAACCGAAAUUUAUGGAAUGAUGUUGACAGAAUGUUUUGCUCUAUCAUGGCAACAACCAGAGGACAACAUGAAAUAUAUGGAUAUGAUAUGCACCUCUUGCAUCUCUCGAUUACGUGAUGCACUUGCCUUCAAAAGAGAAGUUUUAGUGAGUGAAGAGGUGCUGCGUGAAAAACAAAAUGAAUUAUUUCAAUAUACUACAGUGAAAGUGGAGAAACAUGUAAAAGAGGAAGCAGAAGAAGAAGAAACUGAGUUUAAAGAAGUGGAAUACUUAGAGAUCACCGACAGUGUAAACAAAGAUGAAUUGUAUGAAGAACCUCUCUCAGAUGAACAAUGGCCGAGUUCAGAUAACUCUCUGCUGUUAGAACGUAAAAGAAAGUUGUCAAAAAAGCUCUCAAAGGAAGAGAGGAACAAAACAUGCAAGCGGUAUACUGCGGAGGAACUACAAAUGGCCAUUGAUGCAGUCCAGAACAAUGAAAUGUCGCAUGCAGAAGCGGCUGAGUGUUUUAAUGUGCCCAGGCGAACUAUCUCUGCUAAGAUCCACAGUAUUAUAGACAAAGAAGAGGAACAAUCGCAAAGUCCAGAAGGAAAUCGUAAAAGAAAAUGGCCGAAGAAACUACCAAAUAAAGAAAGAAACAAAACAUACAAGCAGUAUACCGAAAAGGCAAUGAGAAUGGCCAUUGAUGCUGUCCGGAAAAAAGGGAUGUCACGUAGCAAAGCAUCAGAGAUGUUUAAGGUGCCUAAGAAGACUCUAGAUGCUCGGCUUAGACUUCAGAAUACUACUGUCAAAAACGAGGAACCAGAUGAUGAUGAUGAUGCAUCUAAAAUAAUAGACCAAGAAAAACACUACAAACUCAUAGAGGAAAUUAAAUCAAUACUUACCUAUACAAAUGCUCUACCAUACAAAUCCAAAUUGACAAAGUACUACUGUGCAUACUGCUCUACCGAUGGACCAGCUUUUUAUGACCCCGAUGAUUUGAGGAUUCACACUAAAACGAAGCAUGUCGAUGAUCGGACCAAAGGCAUAGAUCUCCUAAUGAGACCACACUGGCAAAAUGAGGUGUUAAAAAUUGAUAUACAUAGUCUCCAUUGUACAGUUUGCUGUACAAUCCUGCCGACUUGGAACACCAUGUUCCGACAUCUGGAAGAUGUGCAUGAGGUUGUUCUAGACGAGGCCUACAACAGAGUUAUACCUUAUAUCCUCGCAAGGGAGCUGAAAUGUGCUUUAUGUGAAGAUGCCUUUCCGAAUUACCACACGUUGGAUGGACAUAUGAACGCCCAUUACAGCAGUUACAUUUGCUCCGAAUGCGGCGAUACUUUCUUAUCAGCGAGCCGACUUAAUAAACAUUUGAGAGUACACAAUACUGGGAGUUUCCCUUGCAAAGAAUGCGGUAAAGUGUACAGUUUGAAGAGGUACUUGACAAAGCACUUUGACAUGGUACAUGGACAGAAGGACCAAUACAAAUGCUUAUACUGUCCAGAAAGAUUCUCCAGAACGUUCCAGCGACAUCAGCAUGUACUCAAAAAACACAAAGAGAUGGUCAAGAUAAAGACUUGUGAGAUUUGUGGAAAGAUUUUCGACUGGAUGCCUUACUACUGGGCUCACAUGAGACGAAAGCAUGGGAAAGAGAGGAAUGCAAACAGUGUGACAAAAAAUUCCUCAUGA
Molecule: messenger RNA, 1776 nt
Organism: Parnassius apollo (apollo)
Lineage: Eukaryota; Metazoa; Arthropoda; Insecta; Lepidoptera; Papilionidae
Source: the annotation of a GenBank genome assembly